UCAAAGCUCGCUUGGAUAGCAUUAUUACCUGAUUAGGCCUAGAGCAAGAGAUCAUACACAAAUGUGACGAUCGGGCCCGCCACACGUAGCUUUAAAAGUGGGGCAUGUCAUCAUGGAUCUGGCAAGCUAUCAGUGAAAGCUUGAGCCUCAAUGUUGUUGUUGUGUUGUGUGGUGUUGUGUGUAGUGUAAUGUGGUCGUGUCUCCGCAUCUCAUUGCUACGGCCGGUCCUUUUGCUGUUGAGGAAGACAAGUAUUGUUUCUGAUUCUGGUUCCAAGGGUUGUAAUGCUUCUUACCGCUUGGAGAACAGCCCGUUUCAUUGCUUUUGCGCGAAGAAUAUCCCGAGCCGCAUCACCAUACAUUGCCUUUCGCUGAAAAGGGCAUUUUGAAUCGAAUUCCAUAGUAAUCAGCAUUGCCAAUGACGCAGGGAACACAGUCCUCUGUUGGUAGCC
Molecule: messenger RNA, 449 nt
Organism: Pseudovirgaria hyperparasitica
Lineage: Eukaryota; Fungi; Ascomycota; Dothideomycetes; Acrospermales; Acrospermaceae
Exons: 1
Coding region: 105-386 (93 amino acids)
Source: RefSeq, a predicted model, not a curated record